UGCUGGAGGCCGGUGGGCGCUAUGGAGCGCUUUGCUGGCGUCUUGGAGGAGGCGGCGGCGGAUGGGGCCGGGCAGCAGGCACGGCACUACCAGCUGCUUUCCGCACUGCAGAGCCUGGUCAAGGAACUGCCCAGCUCCUUCCAGCAGCGCCUGUCCUACACCACGCUCAGCGACCUGGCCCUGGCGCUCCUUGACGGCACAGUGUUCGAGAUCGUGCAGGGGCUGCUGGAGAUCCAGCACCUCACCGAGAAGAGCCUGUACAACCAGCGCCUGCGCCUGCAGAAUGAGCACCGAGUGCUCAGACAGGCGCUGCGGCAGAGGCACCAGGAUGCCCAGCAGGCCUGCCGGCCCCACAACUUGCCAGUGCUCCAGGCAGCCCAGCAGCGGGAGCUGGAGUCUGUGGAGCACCGGAUCCGAGAGGAACAGCGGGCAAUGGACCGCAAGAUUGUCCUGGAGCUAGACCGGAAGGUGGCUGACCAGCAGAGCACACUCGAGAAGGCAGGAGUGGCUGGCUUCUACGUGACCACUAACCCACAGGAGCUGAUGCUGCAGAUGAACCUGCUGGAGCUCAUCCAGAAGCUGCAGCAGAGGAGCUGCCAGGUGGGGAAGGCAGCCCUGUGACGGGGCCCUGCAGCCGCCUGCUUCCCAGCAUGGCUGGGAAGGCAGCCCUGCCCUGCUGUAGCCACAGGCAGCAGAACACCGAGCGAAACUUGUCAACCUGAUGUCUGGCCACUGCCCCCCAGCUGCCGAUAGGGGUCAUCCUUCUGAGGAGAGGCUGGUGGACCCUGGCUAUGUCUGUUACCCAUUUACAUCUGGGCUUUUCUGUCCAAAGGCUAGAAUAGUCUCAUUAAGGGGAGGCGGGCCCAGGCCCCAGGGCUGGGCAGGUAGUAGGGCUGAAGCAUUCUAGCACCUUCUCAUUCCAGGGGGCACAUCCUGACCCCACCAGGCCUCAGCCCAAGUGCUUAUUCUAGACUCAGACCCUCCCUUGGCUGUGAUAGCCCCUGCGUGGAAGAGGCUCUGAGGCCCAAGCCCUCUGUGACUCAGAGAAAUAAAGAUGCCUCAUGGCCUGCGUGUGGCUUGUGUGA
Messenger RNA from Microcebus murinus (gray mouse lemur), 1085 nucleotides. RefSeq names its product DiGeorge syndrome critical region gene 6 like. Lineage: Eukaryota; Metazoa; Chordata; Mammalia; Primates; Cheirogaleidae. The record is from RefSeq and is a predicted model, not a curated record.